AUGGCCAUGUAUGGCUGGUUCAGGCUUCCAGCACCUCCAUCAUGUUCCACCGAGGUGAAUAAGGAUGUCAAUGUCCGGUUUCAAAACGGGCCAUAUAGGCAGGGGUUUCUAAAUGUGCUCCGGAAUAAGUCGCCAUACCACUUCGAAGGGCACACUCUAAUGUUCUAUCUAGACCAAUCCAGAGCAACACUCAAUUGGCGCAGAUCCCUGAGACCGCUGGCAGCAGAGCUGAUAAGAAACAACGUGCCUUACAAAUGGGACAACCCAAAAUGCCUGCUAUUACCUCGAGAUACUGAGAAUCUGAAAGUCCAAGAGAUCUUGGACAUUACAAACACCCUACAGCAACUGAUGCUGACCACAUCACAUAGAGGUACACUGCCUGCAACCCAAGAGCCCCAAAGUCCACUUGGGAUCCAGUUAAGGUUCACCCAUUCGUGGCAAUUCUGCAUUGGCAGCUAUCUCCUGAACAACUGA
Pelobates cultripes (western spadefoot toad) is the source of this 474-nucleotide messenger RNA. Lineage: Eukaryota; Metazoa; Chordata; Amphibia; Anura; Pelobatidae. The record is from the annotation of a GenBank genome assembly.